AAAUGAACCGUUAAGAAAUAUUUAUCAAAAAGUUAUUUAAAGGGACUGAAGGAACGCUACCAUGUAUAUUAGGCCCAUAAAGUAAAUCUGACGCUUUCAUCUGACUGAAUGGUGAGCGGGUAUUGUUGGCAUCGAUUCGGUUCUGUGUUCGGAGGAGGCCCAGUUCGACAAGCUCAACGCCAGUUAGAACAAAAAAAAACACAAUGAAGGAAGUGGAAUGUGCUCAUCAGAACAGAUCUGAAAGUCUGCCUUUAGAGGACCAAGUGCAGAAGAAAUACCACGGCGUCCAUCAGCAGCAGGAUGUUGGUAGAAAUCAAACGGCUGAAAAUCAGCAUCUUUGGGGGAAGAAAAACGAGAUUUCUUGGAAAGUCAGCCUGGGACAACAUGAUGCAAUCCCUUUCUACAUAAAGGAGGAAGAGGAGGAACUUUGGAUCAGUCAGGAAGGAGACGAGCUGCUUGGAGGAGAUGAAGCUGAAUACGCAAAAUUCCCAAUCAAUGUAAUAGUGAAGAAUGAAGAUGACGAAGAGGAACCCGAGUCUUCACAGCUUUAUCAGAGCCAAACCAACACCAGAGAGACAGAACCUUCAACCGGCAGCUCAUUUAAAUGGAUUAAAACAGAAACUGAUGGAGAGGACUGGGGCCGACUGGAACUUAUCUCAAAGACCGAUCCAAAUAAUUUCAAAAUAAAUAAACACAGAAGGGCUGCAGACUCCCUAGAGAAUGAAGCCAGCGAAAAUGAGGAUAAUCACUGUUAUAAUAACUGGCAUCGACCUAUAGCAGGGACUGAAAAUCGAUGGAAGGGAAGCCAGUUAGCUGAGGCAGGCAUGAACAGCGAUGCAGGCUGUAAUGCUUCCAAAAAGGCCUUCAGCUGCUCUGAGUGCGGUAAACAGUUUCUGGACGAGCAGUCUCUAAGGAGACACAUGAGACGCAACACAGAAAAAAAUUCUUCAGACUGUUCAGUUAUUCAGAAAUGCUCCGCAGUGAAGAAAAAUGCAGAUUCACAGGCCAAAGUCCACACAGGCAAGAAAAACUUCAGCUGCGAGAUAUGUGGCAAAACUUUCCGAGAUCAUUUCAGCCUUACAUCUCACAUCAGAGUGCACACAGGAGAGCAGCCGUUUGGUUGUGACGUAUGCGGUAAAAGAUUUAAGCACCAGCAUGACGUGAAGAAACACAUGAGAGUCCACACAGGAGAGAUGCCUUUUUGCUGCGAAGUCUGUGGAAAAAGGUUCAAGCACCAGCAUAACCUGAAGACACAUAUGAGAAUCCACACAGGGGAGAAGCCCUAUGUUUGUGAUAUUUGUGGGAAAAGAUCAAGGUUUCAGCACAACCUAAAGACGCACAUGAUAAUUCACACAGGAGAGCGUCUGUUUGACUGUGAUCUUUGCGGGAAAAAGUUCACUUGUAAGAAAAGCCUUAAGGCGCAUGAGUCGGUCCACACCGGAGAAAAACCGCACAGCUGCGAGAUCUGUGGUAAAAGUUACAAACGGAAAACACACCUCAGGACUCACAUGACAUCCCACACUGAGGAAAGGCCUUUUGGCUGUGAAGUUUGUGGCAAAAGAUUUAACCGUAAGACAUACCUUGAAACGCACAUGGCAGUCCACACAGGCGAGAAACCUUAUAGCUGCGAUUUCUGUGGUAAAAGAUUUACCAGAAAAACGCAUUUGGAUUCACACAUUAUAGUUCAUACAGGAGAAAAACCGUUUGGCUGUGCCGUCUGUGGGCAGGAAUUCACCCAACAGGGAAGUUUAGACCGGCAUAUGACAUUACACCUAGGCAGGUUCAGAAAAAAAGACAGCAUGAAGGAAGUGGAUUAUGUUAAUAAGAGCAGCAUUGAAAGUCUGGCGUUAGAGAACAAAGUGCGGAUGAAACAGCUGGGAGAUCACCAGCCGCAGGAUGUUUGCAGAAACGAAUCCGCAGAUGUCAACCAUCAUCCACUGAAUAAAGAAGAGGUUCCUUGGAGCCCCAGUUUGGACGAGCAGAACCCAGACGGGCCCUUCAUAAAGGAAGAACUUGAGGAAAGUUGGAUAAGUCAGGAAGAAGAGCAGCUAGAGACUGAGUACAUCAACUUCCCGCUUAAUAUUGUUGUGAAGAGUGAAGAUGAUAAUGAAGAGGAAUCAGAAUACUCACAGCUUCAUGAAAGUCAAACUUUAGACCCCAGAGAGGCAGAGCGUCCGACCACCAGCUCCGUCAAAUGGAUCAAAACCGAAACUGACGGAGAUUGUGGACAACUGGAACUUGUCUGGAAGCCUGGUCCAAAUAAUUUCAAAUUAGGUUCAGAAAGAAAGGCUGCAGAAUCCUCUGAGACUGAUGUCAGCGAAGAUGAUGGUUAUGACUACUGGCAGCAACCUUUGACAGAGAAAGAAAGUGGUUGGAAGGGAGCCUGCGGAACUAAUAUCAAAGGUUCUGAAACAAUGCCUAAUCCAAAUUCACAGACCAAAGUCCACACAGGAAAGAAAAACUUCAGCUGUGAUGAAUGUGGCAAAACAUUCAGAGAUCAGUUUAGUCUUAAAUCUCACAUCAGAGUCCACACAGGAGAGCAGCCGUUUGUUUGUGAUGUUUGUGGAAAAAGAUUUAAGCACCAGCACGACGUGAAGAAACAUAUGAGAGUCCACUCUGAGGAGCAGCCAUUUGUUUGUGAAGUUUGUGGUAAAGGAUUCAAGCAUCAGCACAAUCUGAAGACGCACAUGAGAAUCCACACAGGGGAGAAGCCCUAUGUUUGUACUAUCUGCGGUAAAACGGCAAGGCAUCAGAAUAACUUGCGAACGCAUAUGAUAGUUCACGGAGGAGAACAGCCGUUUAGUUGUGAUAUUUGUGGUAAAAAGUUCAACCGGCAGACAAAUCUUAAGGCACACAAAGUGGUCCACACCGGAGAGAAACCACAUAGCUGUGAGAUCUGUGGUAAAAGUUACAAACGUAGAACACACCUUAGGGGUCACAUGACCACACACAGUGAGGAAAGGCCUUUUGGCUGUGAAGUUUGCGGCAAAAGAUUUAACCGUAAAACAUAUCUUGAUACACACAUGGUGGUCCAUACAGGCGAGAAGCCUUAUAGCUGUGACUUCUGUGGGAAAAGUUUCUCCAGAAAAACUCAUCUAGAUUCACACAUCAACGUACAUAUGGGGGGGCAACCUUUUGGUUGCCCUGUCUGUGGUGAAGAAUUCCUCCAACAGAAAAGUUUGGACCAACACAUGCCUUUACACUUCAUAUGAUAGCGUUCCUGCUCAAGCAGUGUCUAUGUUAAUAUAACAUACACUUUAUUUCUGGUUUUCUCCCAGGUACAUUGAUUUAACUCUGGUGUCAGUUGUUCUGACCACAAAGUAAAGAAGGGCCAAACAUGCGUCAUAAAACCAAUAAACAAAUGAUUUAUGGGGAAUUAACUGAGUGGCUCUCUGUAGGCCUCUUUAAAAGUAACUGGCUAGAUGUCCACCUUCUUUUCAAAGGCUUGACAAAGCUUAUUUAAGAAACAGAAAACAAGAAUGCAAAUAAAUUUCCCACAAGAUUUCAAUAAUUUACUUGGAUGUGUGCUCUUCUAAGUGACCUGGUGCCAUAGGGGGUUGUAAGGGCCGACAUUUGAUGGCUAAACAACAAAACUGAGCUAAGCUAGGCUUAGGGCAGGGGUGGGCAAUCCUGGUCCUCGAGGGCCGGUGUCCUGCAACUCUUAGAUGUCUCCCUGGUCCAACACAUUGAA
Messenger RNA from Xiphophorus maculatus (southern platyfish), 3691 nucleotides. RefSeq names its product zinc finger protein 595-like. NCBI's taxonomy places the organism in Eukaryota, Metazoa, Chordata, Actinopteri, Cyprinodontiformes, Poeciliidae. The transcript is spliced from 5 exons. The record is from RefSeq and is a predicted model, not a curated record. The coding region runs from base 204 to 3212 and encodes 1002 amino acids.